Messenger RNA from Manacus vitellinus (golden-collared manakin), 270 nucleotides. RefSeq names its product claw keratin-like. The transcript has a single exon. The annotation marks the transcript as partial. Gene Ontology annotation, molecular function: structural constituent of cytoskeleton. The record is from RefSeq and is a predicted model, not a curated record. Gene Ontology annotation, cellular component: intermediate filament. Lineage: Eukaryota; Metazoa; Chordata; Aves; Passeriformes; Pipridae.
AUGUCUUCAGGAGCUCUGCUGAGCAGCGGCUGCUCGUCCCCCUGCCAGGUGACCUGCCCAGAGCCCUACGUGGACGCCUGCAACGAGCCCUGUGUCACCUCCUGCGGGGACUCCCGGGCCGUGGUCUACCCCCCUCCCGUGGUCAUCACCUUCCCAGGGCCCAUCCUGAGCUCCUGCCCCCAGGAGAGCCUGGUGGGCACCGUGCUGCCCCAGCCCAUCGGGGGCAACUUCGGGGGCUCCGGGGGCAACUUCGGGGGCUCCUACGGAGGA